AUGACAGAAAAUAUUCAGGAUGUGCGUGUUGGUCGACAUCGUGACAAGCUUGAACUGAUCCGUGACUCUUUACGACCUUUCGAGCAGACCGGCAGCGAUGCUUCUUCUGCGGCACCGGAGCAAAACAUCACUCAUGCGGAAUCGCAUUCUCCCGUAGUGGAUUCAUCGGUGAAUUCUGGGAUCCUGGAGCAACAGCGUGCAAUGGUUGACAAUCUGAUAGCACAAGGAUAUGAGCAGGACGCUGCCUACUAUGCUUUGAAGCUGGUCAAGUUCGCAAGCACAGCGGCUGCUGUUGAUGUGCUAAAACUCAUAAAUCAUGAUCACGCGAAUAUGGAGGAGAUGAAGAAUGUGAGUGACAUUUCAACACUGCAUAAUAUAGAUACUUAGCU
Molecule: messenger RNA, 389 nt
Organism: Cylicostephanus goldi
Lineage: Eukaryota; Metazoa; Nematoda; Chromadorea; Rhabditida; Strongylidae
Source: the annotation of a GenBank genome assembly